AUGUGCUGGUACGAAGAGAUCGAAGAACCCUCAUCAUCCGUCCGGAUCAUUCAGCGCCGUCGCGUCUACCGCGAACUCCCAUCUACUCCCACAUAUUAUUACUCUUACAAUUCACCGUGCUACCGUCUUGUCACGCGCUCGCCGUCACCAUCGCCGCGCUAUUCACGCUCGUCAUAUACGACAAUCACUCGCACCCGGCGCCAUACUCGUUCGUUUGAAGUGAUCCCUGAACGGAACCGCUCACUCUCCAUACGCUCCGCCAAGAAAGAUGGCAAGGACAAAUCCAGCAACCGCCAUCGCUUCUCCAUGACCACUCUGCGCGGCUACCAACAGCCUGAACUCAGUAAGAAGCUCUACAGAAUCAUCAAAAACGAAAAUUCCGUCAUCGGCGCUUACGAGUCUGCCGGCCGCGAGCGAGUCUCCAUUGCGUCUCAGCUCUCGGACUGGGGCGAAGCUACCGGCGACGAAAGCGUGUCUGAUAUCUCAGAUAAGCUAGGUGUGCUUUUAUCCGAGAUUGGAGAACAAGAGGAUAUUUUUGCGCAGAACUUGGAGGAAUAUCGUGGCGUAUUGAAGCAGAUUCGGAAUACGGAGAGUUCGGUGCAGCCGUCGAGGGAUUCACGAAACAAGAUUUCGGACGAGAUUCAGAAGCUGAAGUACAAGGAUCCCUCCAAUACAAAGCUUGUUACCUUGGAGCAAGAGCUUGUUAGAGCUGAGGCGCAGAAUUUGGUUGCUGAGGCGCAGCUGUCGAAUGUGACACGACAAAAAGUCAAAGAAGCAUUUGACGUCCAUACAGCCGCUAUUAUCGAACGCGCCGAGAAGCAAAUCAUUCUCGCCCAGCAUGCACGCCGCCUAGUCAAUCUCCUUGAUGACACACCCAUCGUUCCGGGAGAUGCCGUCAAACCUUAUGAGCAAAGUACCGCAGCGCGAGACAUUCUCAACGAUGCCGAAGGCGAUUUGCGCGCUUGGGAACCGUCCAUUUACCCUAUCACGUCCAAUGCAAGUGAAAUAGGUCAGAACUUGGUACCGAAACCAGAGGCUGUAGCCGCAGGUCAACAACCAGAGGUAGCCCCAGUCGCGGACGGAGUUGGAGCCACAGAAACUGAAGCUCGUCCUGCUGUUGAGCCUGAAGCUCUUGGGAACAGAGAGUCUGUUGCCACCGAUCCCAACGAGUCGGCUACUAUUGCAACAGCAUAG
Talaromyces amestolkiae is the source of this 1194-nucleotide messenger RNA. RefSeq lists its product as uncharacterized. Gene Ontology annotation, cellular component: eisosome filament; plasma membrane. The record is from RefSeq and is a predicted model, not a curated record. Bases 1 to 1194 code for a protein of 397 amino acids. The transcript is spliced from 3 exons. NCBI's taxonomy places the organism in Eukaryota, Fungi, Ascomycota, Eurotiomycetes, Eurotiales, Trichocomaceae. Gene Ontology annotation, biological process: negative regulation of protein kinase activity; eisosome assembly; endocytosis. Gene Ontology annotation, molecular function: lipid binding.